Molecule: messenger RNA, 1152 nt
Organism: Drosophila elegans
Lineage: Eukaryota; Metazoa; Arthropoda; Insecta; Diptera; Drosophilidae
Product: spaetzle-processing enzyme-like
Exons: 3
Coding region: 12-1091 (359 amino acids)
Biological process (GO): proteolysis
Molecular function (GO): serine-type endopeptidase activity
Source: RefSeq, a predicted model, not a curated record
GCAUCGUCAACAUGUUCCCCGGAAUAAAAGUUUCUGUACUGCUGUUGCUCCGGGUUUUUCUUGUGGCGCAUUUAGCAAAAUCUGGAUAUUCGUUAUGUUCAUUGGAUGAGGAAUGCACCAGUCUUGACCAUUGUCCCCAUCUAUGGAAUAUUAUUAAGGAAAAGGGACUUACGAAUUCCGUGCAUCAAAUGCUGAGGCAAAGAAUAUGCAGUCCUAACCCAGACCCACUUAACAUGAUCUCUCGGCAGAGUUACAUCUGCUGCCCGAAGCCAGCUGACCUCCUGCCAAAUAUCAUGAUUUGCGGACAGGGCCCACCUGAUUUCCGAUCUACUGACAGCAAAGAGGCUUUCUUUAACCAGUUUCCCUGGAUGGCUCUGCUCAUAUAUGAGAAUCGCCUGACCUGGAAGCUGUCCCCUAACUCUGUUUGUGAGGGCUCACUGAUCAACAACCGAUACGUUCUGACAGCAGCACAUUGUGUGGUCAGUAAGUGGACGAUUUAUUCGGACAUAGUGCUCAAGAGUGUGCGGUUGGGCGAGCAUGACAUCACCACCAAUCCCGACUGCACUAUACAAAUUAAUGGUAGGAAGACUUGCGCUCCUCCGCAUCUGGAAAUCGACGUGGAAAAUAUUAUUGUGCAUCCAGCAUACGGAAGCACCAGUGAAUUCCAAAACGACAUCGCCUUGCUGCGACUUGAAAUGCCAGUACGCUACACGAAUGAAAUCAACCCUAUAUGUGUUCUGGACGGUAAUCACUACUUAAAAAAUUCAAGACUAGAACUAGCCGGCUGGGGGAAAACGAAAACCAACGUUACCCCUACUGUAUUGAUGAAAAAUAUGGUCAAGAGGUCGAGUACCUGUCCAAAACUGUAUCGAGACUUUGAUUUUUGGACACAAUUUUGUGCUGUGGAUGAAAGAUACCCCUGUGGGCUCACUUCCGGCGGGGUACUAAUGGCCACCAAGGGACGUGGCUUCGAAGAAUUCACAUAUGUAGCCGGCAUUUCCUCUUAUGGACAAAUACAUUGCGGCUAUCCAGAAGUCUUCACAAAAAUUGGACCUUUUGUAGGUUGGAUAAAGAGGCAAUUAAGGCCUUAAACAAAUUUAUAGACUGUAAAAAAUAUUACAAUAAAGUGAAACUUAUAAUGUUAUCGUAAAA